AAAUAAAAUAACAUUUAACGAUUAAUUAUGAACAAUGAAUCAAACCACUACUUUCCCUGCCAUCCAUGGCCAGGCCGGGAACCUUUCCCACCAAAACCCGGGAGACUCCCCAAAAACCACCUUCCCGGGGGAGUUUUGGGGGGAGGAGGAGGAGGAGGAGCCUCUUCCCGCUGCCAAGACUCGGGAUUAAUCCCGCGGGAGCCGCUCAGGUCACGGAAUCCUCCCAAUCCCCCUCCGGGCCCGCCGGCUCUCUCGGCCCUAUUUUUAGAGCCGUGAGAGGAUCAGCGGGAAUCAGGAUUCCGUAGGAUUCCAUUCCGGGGCCUCGGGAUGAGCCCCCGCUCCCCACGGGCAGCCCCAGCCGGAGGCGCCGGGAAAAGCGGCCGGGAAGUUGGGAGGUGGAAUCCCGGGAUGCCCGGCGGGGGGGAUCCAUCCCGUUCCCACACGUGGUCCUGAGCGGGCGGAAUCCCCUUCCCGAGGGAAUCCCGGAGAGCGGAGAAGCUCCUGCUGGAGCCCAGCCCGGCCUGGGGGACACCGGGAAGGACAUUCCAUGGGAACAGGCGCUGGCACCUUCCGUAGGAGCUCUGGGAUCCCUAUGGAUGCCCCGAUCCCACAGAGCUGCAUUCCCAGGAUGAGAGCUGGGGUUAUUCCCUGAUCCCACAGAGCUGCAUUCCCAGGAUGAGAGCUGGGGUUAUUCCCUGAUCCCACAGAGCUGCAUUCCCAGGAUGAGAGCUGGGGUUAUUCCCUGAUCCCACAGAGCUGCAUUCCCAGGAUGAGAGCUGGGGUUAUUCCCUGAUCCCACAGAGCUGCAUUCCCAGGAUGAGAGCUGGGGUUAUUCCCUGAUCCCAAAGAGCUGCAUUCCCAGGAAAAGACCUGAUCCCAAAGAGCUGUAUCUCCCAGGAGAAGAGCUGGUGUUAUUCCCAGAUCCUACGGAGUUGCAAUUCCAAGCAGAAGACUUGGUGUUAUUCCCUGAUCCCAAAGAGCUGCAUCUCCUGGGAGAAGCCCUGGUGUUAUUCCCUGAUUCCAUGGAGCUGCAAUUUCCAGGAGAACCCCUGGGUGUUAUUCCCAGAUCCUACAGAGUUGCAAUUCCAAGGAGAAGCCCUGGUGUUAUUCCUUGAUCCCAUAGGGCUGCAAUUCCCUGAUCCCAUAGAGCUGCAAUUCCCAGGAGAAGACCUGGUGUUAUUCCCUGAUCCCAGAGAGCUGCAAUUCCCAAGAGAACCUCUGGGUGUUAUUCCCUGAUCCUACAGGGCUGCAAUUCCUGGGAGAAGCCCCGGUGUUAUUGAUUCCCAGGAUAAGAGCUGGUGUUAUUCCCUGAUCCCAAAGAGCUGCAUUCCCGAAAGAAGCCCUGGUGUUAUUCCCUGAUCCCAUCAAUCUGCACCUCCCAAGAUAAAACCUGGUGCUAUUCCCUGAUCCCGUAGAGCUGCAAUUCCCAGGAGAAGCCUUGGAGUUAUUUAUUCCCUGAUCCCCAAUCCUACAGAGCUGCAAUUCCCAGGAAAAGACUUGGUGCUAUUUAUUCCCUGAUCCCACAGAGCUGCAUUCCCAGGAGAAAACCUGGUGUUAUUCCCUGAUCCCAAAGAGCUGCAUUCCUGGGAGAAGCCCGGGUGUUAUUCCCUGAUCCCAAAGAGCUGCAUUCCUGGGAGAAAACCUGGUAUUAUUCCCUGAUCCCAGAGAGUUGCAAUUCCCAAGAGAACCUCUGGGUGUUAUUCAUUCCCUGAUCCCAAAGAGCUGCAAUUCCAAGGAGAAGCCCCGGUGUUAUUCCCUGAUCCCAUAGGGCUGCAAUUCCCUGAUCCCAGAGAGCUGCAAUUCCCAGGAGAACCUCUGGGUGUUAUUCCCUGAUCCCAUAGGGCUGCAAUUCCUGGGAGAAGAGCCGGUGUUAUUUAUUCCCUGAUCCCAUAGGGCUGCAAUUCCCUGAUCCCACAGACCUGCAAUUCCUGGGAGAAGCCCUGGUGUUAUUCCCAGAUCCUACAGAGUUGCAAUUCGCAGGAGAAGCCUUGGAGUUAUUCAUUCCCUAAUCCCCCAGACCCACAUUCCCAGGAGAAACCCCGGUGUUAUUCAUUCCCUGAUCCCACAGACCCACAUUCCCAGGAGAAUUCCCGGUGUUAUUUAUUCCCUGAUCUCACAUUCCCGGGAGAACCCCCGGUGUUAUUGAUUCCCUGAUCCCCCAGACCCACAUUCCCGGGAGAACCCCCCGUGUUAUUCCCUGAUCCUACAGAGUUGCAAUUCCCAGGAGAAGCAAUGGAGUUAUUUAUUCCCUGAUCCCACAGACCCAAAUUCCCAGGAGAAUCCCUGGUGUUAUUCAUUCCCUGAUCCCCCAGACCCACAUUCCCGGGAGAACCCCUGGUGUUAUUCCCUGAUCCCACAGACCCACAUUCCCGGGAGAACCCCCGGUGUUAUGCCCCGGGGAACUCCCCCCUCUCCCCCGGAACCCUCCGGACGCCCCCUCCGCGCCUCCCCCAUGGAAUUCCUCCUCUCCCUCGUCCUGCUCUCCUCCCUGCGGCUUUCCCGGGAGAAAUCCCUUCCCGGGGCCUACCGGGACCACGAGGAGGGGCAGGACGGGGCGGGACUGAUCCGGUGCGGGGAAUACACCAACCAGGUGCUGCCCAACGGGCGCUGCCGGAUCGUGGCGACGCUGCCGCAGGGGGACGAGCGGCGCUGCCCCGACAUGUUCCGCUGCACCGACGAGGUCUCCUUCUGGCUCCACGAGAACGAGGAGCGCAAGCAGCAGAUCCUGGAGCUCCGGGAGCUCAUCGCCGAGCUCCAGGAGGAGCUGCGCAGCCACCGGCACCGCGUCAAGGCGCUGGAGACACAGCACGAGGAGUCGUCCGGGCGGAACCGGAGCCUGAUCCAGCGUGUCCAGGACCUGGAGCAGCGGCAGGGGGAGUCCAGCACCCUGCAGCACAUCCAGGCCACGCUCCUGUACGACAUCCAGGCCCAGAUCAACAACAUCUCCGCCCUCGCCGACUGGGCCUGGAGGAAUCCCAACUGCGCCGGCCCCGCCGGGAUGCAGCUCCAGGAGGAGAUGCACCAGCCAGGGGAGGGAAGGAACGCCCGGAACUGCCCCAUCGACUGCGCCUCCGUCUACUCCAGCGGGAUCCGGAGAUCCGGGAUCUACAGCGUCCUGCCCGCCGUGCCGGGAAUGCCGCUGGAAGUGCUCUGCGACAUGGACACCGAGGGGGGGGGUUGGACGGUGAUCCAGCGGCGCCAGGACGGCUCCGUGGAUUUCAACCGGACGUGGAGCGAGUACCGGGACGGGUUCGGGGCCCUGAGCGGGGAGUUCUGGCUGGGCAACGACAACAUCCACCGGCUCACCAGCCAGGGGGACUAUUCCCUACGGAUCGACCUGGAGGACUGGAACAACAAGCACAAACACGCCUUCUACCAGCUCUUCAGGUGGGACACUCCGGGGGCGGAGCCGGGGGGAGCCCAUCCCAUGGGAGACAGGCCUGGAUGGGCCACGGCCUCCUUCCUGGAUCAUUCCUGCUCCAUCCUGGGUAUCCUUCCUGUUCCAUCCUGGAUAUCCUUCCUGCUCCAUCCUGGAUGUCCUUCCUGUUCCAUCCUGGAUAUCCUUCCUGCUCCAUCCUGGAUAUCCUUCCUGCUCCAUCCUGGAGAUCCUUCCUGCUCCAUCCUGGAGAUCCUUCCUGCUCCAUCCUGGAGAUCCUUCCUGCUCCAUCCUGGAUCAUUUCUGCUCCAUCCUGGAUAUCCUUCCUGCUCCAUCCUGGAUAUCCUUCCUGCAUCCCCCUGAUCCAUCCUGGAUCAUUCCUGUUCCAUCCUGGAUAUCCUUCCCGUUCCAUCCUGGAUAUCUUUCCCGUUCCAUCCUGGAUAUCCUUCCUGCUCAUCCUGGAUAUCCUU
Molecule: messenger RNA, 3846 nt
Organism: Pseudopipra pipra
Lineage: Eukaryota; Metazoa; Chordata; Aves; Passeriformes; Pipridae
Product: fibrinogen C domain-containing protein 1-like
Exons: 5
Coding region: 2390-3739 (449 amino acids)
Source: RefSeq, a predicted model, not a curated record